This is a messenger RNA of Budorcas taxicolor (takin), 1932 nucleotides long. It is a transcript of the gene PFKFB1, whose product is annotated as 6-phosphofructo-2-kinase/fructose-2,6-biphosphatase 1. Gene Ontology annotation, biological process: fructose 2,6-bisphosphate metabolic process; fructose metabolic process. Gene Ontology annotation, cellular component: cytosol; 6-phosphofructo-2-kinase/fructose-2,6-biphosphatase complex. Gene Ontology annotation, molecular function: 6-phosphofructo-2-kinase activity; ATP binding; fructose-2,6-bisphosphate 2-phosphatase activity. Lineage: Eukaryota; Metazoa; Chordata; Mammalia; Artiodactyla; Bovidae. The transcript is spliced from 14 exons. The coding region runs from base 227 to 1678 and encodes 483 amino acids. The record is from RefSeq and is a predicted model, not a curated record.
GCACCCAAGCCCUCAAUGGUACAUACAAGAGCAGAGGAAGGCAAGGACUAGGAGACAAGAGAGAGGCUGGAGAUAGGCUGCAAAAGGGCUCAGAAUCCCAGCACACCUCCCUGUCCCAACUCUGUCCACCACCUGCUGUGGCCACAGCAAAAGAAGAGAGAGCUAAUAAGACAAAGUAAGGCCGGAUACCUUGUGGAUAGUGGUGUCGUUAGCUGUGACGCCUAAGAUGUCUCAAGAGAUGGGAGAGCUCACCCAAACCAGAUUGCAGAAGAUCUGGAUUCCACACAACAACGGCAACAGCAGGCUGCAACGGAGGAGGGGCUCAUCCAUACCACAGUUUACAAAUUCCCCCACGAUGGUGAUCAUGGUGGGUUUACCAGCUCGAGGAAAGACCUACAUCUCAACAAAGCUCACACGCUACCUCAACUGGAUAGGAACACCAACUAAAGUGUUUAAUUUAGGUCAAUAUCGACGAGAGGCAGUGAGCUACAAGAACUACGAAUUCUUUCUUCCCGACAACAUGGAGGCCCUACUUAUCAGGAAGCAGUGUGCCCUAGCAGCCCUGAAAGAUGUUCAUAGCUAUCUCAGCCAUGAGGAAGGUCGUGUUGCAGUUUUUGAUGCCACCAACACUACCAGAGAACGACGGUCAUUGAUUCUGCAGUUUGCUAAAGAACAUGGUUACAAGGUCUUUUUCAUUGAGUCCAUUUGUAAUGACCCUGAAGUCAUUGCAGAAAACAUCAGGCAAGUGAAACUUGGCAGUCCUGAUUAUAUAGACUGUGAUCGUGAAAAGGUUCUGGAAGAUUUUCUAAAGAGAAUAGAGUGCUAUGAGGUCAACUACCAACCCUUGGAUGAUGAACUGGAUAGCCUCUCCAACAUCAGCUCCUGCUUGGACUGGCCCAGCCACCUGUCCUACAUCAAGAUCUUCGACGUGGGCACACGCUACAUGGUGAAUCGUGUGCAGGACCAUAUCCAGAGCCGCACAGUCUACUAUCUCAUGAACAUUCAUGUCACACCCCGCUCCAUCUACCUAUGCCGGCAUGGUGAGAGUGAACUCAACCUCAGAGGCCGCAUUGGAGGUGACUCUGGCCUCUCAGCUCGAGGCAAGCAGUAUGCCUAUGCCCUGGCCAAUUUCAUUCAGUCCCAGGGUAUCAGCUCACUGAAGGUGUGGACGAGCCACAUGAAGAGGACUAUCCAGACAGCUGAAGCCUUAGGCGUUCCCUAUGAGCAAUGGAAGGCCCUGAAUGAGAUUGAUGCGGGUGUCUGUGAGGAGAUGACCUAUGAAGAAAUCCAAGAACACUACCCCGAAGAAUUUGCACUGCGAGACCAAGAUAAAUACCGCUACCGCUAUCCUAAGGGAGAGUCUUAUGAGGAUCUGGUCCAGCGUCUGGAGCCAGUUAUAAUGGAGCUAGAACGGCAGGAAAAUGUAUUGGUGAUCUGCCACCAGGCUGUCAUGCGGUGCCUCCUGGCCUACUUUCUGGACAAAAGCUCAGAUGAGUUGCCUUAUCUCAAGUGCCCUCUGCACACAGUGCUCAAACUUACACCUGUGGCUUAUGGCUGCAAGGUGGAGUCCAUCUACCUGAAUGUGGAGGCUGUAAACACACAUCGAGAGAAGCCUGAGAAUGUGGACAUCACCCGGGAACCUGAAGAAGCCCUGGACACUGUUCCUGCCCACUACUGAGCCUUUUCUUAGACAUCAAACUGCCUCUGUCCUUUCUUGGGUUCACCUUUAGGAGCUGCUAUUAUCGCUCUUUUCUUACACUGAGAACACUCUGAACUUGGCCUCACUGGAAGAGACCCACUUCCAGUAAAGAAACUUUCAUCAGCUCCAAAAUAGGACUUGAUUUCUAGCUAUAAAUAAGGAACUAUCUAGCUCAAGAUGAAACUUGUUCCUUCUUAAUUCUUAUUCCCUGAUCAAUAAAGACUUCCCUUACU